Molecule: messenger RNA, 2787 nt
Organism: Rodentolepis nana
Lineage: Eukaryota; Metazoa; Platyhelminthes; Cestoda; Cyclophyllidea; Hymenolepididae
Source: the annotation of a GenBank genome assembly
AUGUUGUUUCUACGAUUUGCUUCUUUCCUAGAACUCUACGGACAGCCAAGUUGGUGGGGCGACGGUGAUUCUGACGAAGGUGGUAGUGCUGCGGGUAGAGAGAAGGAAAAACGUCCACUUUCUCGUCCAUGUUCUGUUGAGCCUUCACGCAAAGUGUCUCCCAAUGGCCACACCUCCAUUACCCCUCAAGAUAAGGGUAAAAAAGUUGCCGAAUCAUUUAUAAUUGAAUUGGAAGCCACUGUUAGAGCUACUCCGCGUCGCCAAGCUGAAGCGUUUACUAUUGAUCUCAAAGGUGAAGGGGCUAGCAGUUGUGCAUCAGGAAGUGUCUGCGUUCCAGAGCGACUUCGUAGAGCUCUUCAAGAGCGACAGCAAUCUCAGAAAAAGCAUUCCAUUCCCACCGAUAGGCCUUCCACUGCGCCAAUUAAUAAGAAAACUCCACUUAAAAAAGCUGGGGAACCACCCAGACUGCAGUCCAAGUCGGGUCAAGUUGGAGUUACUAAGCUACCUGCUCGACCUAAGACUGGGAUUCCCAGGUCACCUGCUGCCUCCCCUAUCGCUUCUCCUAAAAAUAUUCCCAGACGUACCACAGGGACUGCCCCCGUAGCUUCUAAAGUUAAAACAACUGGAAUAACACCGGCUACCACUAUUCAGAAAAAGGAGUCAACAAAUUCUAAAACUCCCCACCCUCCCAAUCCCCUGACUCAACGAAAUCGAAUUCCCCUUCGUCAAGCGCCUUCUAAAACCCCCGCGGUAACUAAAGCUAACGGCACACGAAAGAACGCGACUGGUCGUGCUGAAGCUUCUCCCACUCUUCCUAGUCUUUCCGCAUCUCCUUCUGCCGUGAAAACUUCGCGUCUAGGAAAUAUUCCGGGAACACCUGUGGCCUCAACUGUUCAAUCUAAUCGUGCCCUUCUAAAGCGUGGAUCUGGACCAAUCUCAGAGGUAUCAGGUAUCAAGCGAUCUGUGGGUAGCCCCGUGACACGGCAAAUCACAUCGUCUGUUCGCACUGCGUCCGGUGUCGGCGGUAGACAAGCUACUCCAACCAGAACAACUGUGUCGGAAAAUAAACGCCUGCCAUUGGCAUCACAGAAUACUACUCGUGUCACUAAAGCUCCAGCUGUACCGAAUGCUCAUGCCACUGCAGCCACACAUCGGCAGAAACCAACUCGACCGCUAUUCAAUAGCAUCAAGAAGCCCAUUACCACAACUACUACAUCCACGAAUUCUAGCACAAGUAUCAUCGGGCUCCCAACUAAACCCAUAUUAAACGGGAGCACCAUCUGUGAUCCUCUUAUUCAGGAGAUCUGGUCUUACAAAGAAGCAAAGGAUUACGUUUUGGAAAAGAUGUUCCAGGGUAUUGCUGCUACUUACAAUUCAAUGACAUCUUCCAAAUCAACCACCCAAUCAAUUUUCGAGGAAUUCAAAGCCGCGGCAACACAAUCAGCCGCUACUACAGCAGCGAUUAAGGCCGUUGCUGGUAUGACAGCGCCUACCCCUAAACCCGCAUCACCGAUUAAUUGUACCCCCGAAGAGAGACAGGAGCUACAGUUGUUCGAACGCGUCGAAGCAGAAAUCGAUAAACUCGGCGGGGAUGGUGAUGAAGAGGCGCUAGUUAAAGCUUUGAGUCCUUUGGUUGAAGACUUCGGCAAAACUUGGAUCCGUGGAAAGAAUGUCAGCAAGUCUGUGGAAGUCUUCCAUACUCCUAUUGAAAAACUCCCAGUAGUAGAUAAUUCUAGCGAUCCUAACCUCGGUGUUCAGAUCAUGAGCGCCGCGGCUUCCACCGUGACCCUGGAGAACCCCCUGACUAAUUCAGGAGAUCACAAGGCCGACCCUGAUUCCUUGCAGAAUGCUGAAUCGUUUCAGAGCAUUGCUGAAACUUAUGUUCUAGAUGCGAAUGAUACUUUGGCUGCGGAAGGAAUUCCUCCUGUUGUGAUAUUUGAUUCCAUGGAGAAAUUACACAUGGAGGCCAGGGACAAGACGGAUAUAAUGGAGACAUCGAAUACCUGUACACUACCUUAUCAAGAGACAUCUACAAGUGGAACUCCCUUACAUGGAGAAGAAUCUGACGAAAUACAGGCUCUGGAGAUUUUUGAAAAAGAAAUCAAUGAUGAAUUCAAGGCCGAAGCGGACUCUUUGUCCUUAAGUGAGGAUUUGGACGCCAAAUCUAAUGGUAGCGGAAGUGGGCAGAUUAUCGGAAAUUCUAGACGUCAGGAAGCUUCCGCUGUUCCAGAAUAUCUAGUAAAAACACCCUGCUGGUCGGAAAAACGUGAGGGCUCAAAGAAAUCACAAAAUCAAAGUCGCCCUGACAAGUCGUGGACAAUUUCAGCGCCAAAAUCAGAGGCUUCAAAGAAAACUGAUUCACACUUUGUCAUCUCAAAGCACGCCACUUCUCCAGAUCAAGUAUCUUAUAACUCAAAGAAUUCCGGCGCUGUUUAUCCUGAUGAAAAGGCAGUUGGCUAUCCAGUCUCACAAAUAACUCAAACCUCCGGUGUCUCUCAAUCCACAAAUACCUCCAACCAACUAGCAGCCUCCAAGACCCUGCCAACUUCACAUGGUCGAAUAUUUGUCGCUGACGACCCACCUGAUUUCCUGAAUGGAGGCUCCACAUCAACUUCCUCAUCAUCAUCCUCCUCACCGCUGAUUGAUCACUUCAAAGAGAAGUUCCUUCAACCGAAAAUUCAGCCCACUCAUCAAAUUGCUUCAUUUAGUUUCGAUAGGAGAGGUAAUGGAAACAAAUUUUUUAACUCUUCAUGCCUUAGAAUUUGGUUCUUGAAAUUAAAAUUUUAG